Molecule: messenger RNA, 1062 nt
Organism: Daktulosphaira vitifoliae (grape phylloxera)
Lineage: Eukaryota; Metazoa; Arthropoda; Insecta; Hemiptera; Phylloxeridae
Gene: Oscillin
Product: glucosamine-6-phosphate isomerase
Exons: 7
Coding region: 164-973 (269 amino acids)
Biological process (GO): D-glucosamine catabolic process; carbohydrate metabolic process; N-acetylneuraminate catabolic process
Cellular component (GO): cytoplasm
Molecular function (GO): identical protein binding; glucosamine-6-phosphate deaminase activity
Source: RefSeq, a predicted model, not a curated record
GAGUAUUAGUUAAUAGUAGUUUAUCUGUGUACUAGUAGUGGCACGCCCGCCUUUAUUGACACACGUAUUUUAUGGACAUAUAGAUUUAAAACGAUUUUUUUGUUUGUAUAAUUUUCAUAACAAACAUUACAGAAUUAUAAUUAUAAAUUCUGUUUUGGUCAAAAUGAGAAUGAUAAUAAAGGAAAAUUCUGAUAAAGUGUCAGAAUGGGCUGCUAAGUAUGUAGUUAAGAGAAUUAAAGACUAUAAACCAGGACCAGAUCGAUAUUUCAUCUUGGGAUUACCAACAGGCGGGACGCCAUUAGGCAUGUACAAAUAUCUCAUAAAAUAUUAUAAAGAAGAAAAAGUUUCAUUUAAAUAUGUCAAAACUUUUAACAUGGAUGAAUACGUCGCACUGCCACGAAAUCACCCAGAGAGUUAUCAUUAUUAUAUGAUGUCAAAUUUCUUCAUUCAUAUCGAUAUAGAUCCCAAAAAUGUACAUCUGUUAAACGGAAACGCUGCUAAUCUACAAGCAGAAUGUGAAACUUAUGAACAGCUUAUUAAAGAAGCUGGUGGAAUUAAUUUAUUCAUAGGUGGCAUUGGUCCAGAUGGUCAUAUAGCAUUUAAUGAACCAGGAUCAUCACUAGUAUCACGAACUCGCAUUAAAACAUUAACUCAAGAUACACUAGAAGCAAAUGCCCGAUUCUUUGAAAAUGAUAUUAGCAAAGUUCCUAAACAAGCUUUGACAGUCGGUGUGGGUACUGUCAUGGAUGCCGAAACUGUAUUAGUGUUGAUUACAGGAUCGCACAAAGCUUUAGCUUUACAUAAAGCAGUCGAGGAAGGAAUAAAUCACAUGUGGACAGUAUCAGCAUUCCAACAGCAUGCAAAUACCCUUAUUCUAUGUGAUGAGGAUGCUACAUUAGAACUUAAAGUAAAAACUGUAAAAUAUUUUAAAGUUCUAGCUGAUCUCCAUGAGAAACUCAUUGAAGAUGAUUAACUGCGUUUAAACAUUUUGAAGUUUCGUUUUAUACUAAAUUAAUAAUUUAUUUCGAAAUCAACAAAAUAAAUAUAUAUUUUGAAGUAACA